Molecule: messenger RNA, 1432 nt
Organism: Penaeus monodon (black tiger shrimp)
Lineage: Eukaryota; Metazoa; Arthropoda; Malacostraca; Decapoda; Penaeidae
Product: neuronal calcium sensor 1-like
Exons: 7
Coding region: 1-888 (295 amino acids)
Molecular function (GO): calcium ion binding
Source: RefSeq, a predicted model, not a curated record
AUGAAGAAAGUGAACGAGAAGAGAGGCAUCAGAAUAGGGGCUUCAGCUUACAUCAUCGCCGGCACGAGUCACUGUGUUUAUUCAGUCAAUUCAAAGCUCAAGGCAAUCGCGUUCCUUUGCGCCCCUACAACCGACAGGAACAAUUUUCGUCGAGUAAUAGCAAUUAUAGCAAUAGAAGCAGCUAUUAAUUGCCUCUGUUACCAGUCGCCGGGACAGAAGGUGGAGGAAGACAAGGAUGACAUGGACGACUUCAGCCUCCACGUGCAGCGCUAUCGGCCGGAGGAACUGGAUAAGCUCGCCAAGACGACCAAGUUCUCCAGGAAGGAAAUCCAACUCAUCUACAGAGGAUUCAAGCAGGAGUGUCCGACGGGCCUUAUAGACGAGGAAGGCUUCAAGGGCAUCUUCUCGCAGUUCUUCCCCCUCGGAGAUGCCACCCAUUACGCUCACUAUGUCUUCAAUACUUUUACGCAAAAUAAUCAAGGGCAGAUCAGUUUCGAGGACUUCCUGGCGGCGCUGUCGACGGUGUCCCGUGGGUCGACGCAGGAGAAGCUGCAGUGGAUUUUCGGCCUCUACGACGUGAACAACGACGGCCUCAUCACCAAGACCGAGAUGGUGGACGUCGUCACCGCCAUCUACGAGAUGAUGGGCCGCUCCACCGAGCCGCAGGUGGAGGAGACGUCCGCCAAGGAGCAUGUGGAGAAAAUCUUUCAUCUGAUCGACACGAACCAAGACGGCGCCAUCACCAUCGAGGAGCUGGCCGAAUGGGUGUCCCGCGACGACACCAUCAUUCAGAGCCUCAGCAUGAUGGACACCGUACUCUACACCCGUCGAGAUCGCGGUGCUGACGGCGCCCCUCCGCCCACACGCCCGUCGCUUAGCCAGCCCUGAGCCCACGGGCGUCUAUGCUCGUUAGGUUAUAUAUAGUUGUUUGUGGAAAAAUAAGAAAAGAGAUAAAGAGGAAAACGAAAUUAGGAAUACAAAUUGGUCAGAGGAAGAAUUGACAAGAAGCACAGCAAUUAACGUUUUAAGUAAAACGCAUUCUCCUCUUCAAGUUUUUUUGCAUAAUUCUUGAAGGGUAUUAUUUUGUGAAAAGCUCUGGUAGUUUCCUCUAACGCUGUGGAUCUCUGCAUUAUAUAUCACGAUUUUAUUUAUACCCUUUAAUAACUGCAAUAGUGUUCUAUGACUCGUUUCUAACUUGUCAUGAACUCGCACCAGACACGAACGUCCUGCCGAUUUUGUGCAUGUAUAUUUUAGAGCAGAUAUUUUUCCUUGUGUGUUUAUGAUGCUCAAGACCCAGAGUAAAUGGUUUUGCCUUGUUCCGAAUGCGUGUUAUAGUCUCUUAAGGAAAUGACCUAGACAUUACCCAUAGUAAAAUAAUCAAAUCGUUAAAAAUGCAUUUCACUUGUUGAUCUAGGAAAUAUCGCAAAAAAAA